AUGGCUGAUCCUGGAAACAGAGGAGGGGUCUACCGUCCCUUGAGCCUCACCUGCUCCCUGCUCAUUGUGGGACUGUGCUGUGUGUCUCCUUUAUUCGGUCAAAGCCAGACAGACCUGCUGGCUCUUAACCAAGCCGAUCCCCAGUGCUGGGAAUCUUCCUCAGUGCUCCUCCUGGAAAUGCGGAAGCCUCGGAUUUCCAACACUGUGUCAGGUUUCUGGGACUUUAUGAUCUACCUGAAGUCAUCUGAGAACUUGAAGCAUGGGGCACUGUUUUGGGAUCUGGCCCAACUCUUCUGGGACAUCUAUGUGGACUGUGUCCUCUCCAGGAACCAUGGCUUAGGAAGGAGGCAAUUGGCUGGAGAGGAAGAGGAGAUCUCUGCAGUGCAUCCACCGCACUCAGGGAGGAAACAAGGUGCACAUUCUCAGCAGCCAAGAAUCCGUUCCCUGAAGAAGAAAGAGAUUGAAGAUUUGCUAAGCCUGUACAUACGCAGGAGAGGGUCUAAAUUAAUUGGAAAAGCAAGCAGCGGCCUUGAAAUGAAGAGAAAAUAA
Eptesicus fuscus (big brown bat) is the source of this 549-nucleotide messenger RNA. RefSeq names its product family with sequence similarity 237 member A (gene FAM237A). The transcript has 2 exons. Bases 1 to 549 code for a protein of 182 amino acids. Lineage: Eukaryota; Metazoa; Chordata; Mammalia; Chiroptera; Vespertilionidae. The record is from RefSeq and is a predicted model, not a curated record.